AUUUUUCGGAAAAAUGUUUUGUGAAUUAAGCGACGCAGAGAUCAUACGAUGCGAUCACGGCUUCCAAUUAUUCGACCUCGAUGGGAAUGGGCUGAUGAACACAGAAGAAUUCAAGGACUACAUGAAUGAAUUAUCCUUGAAACCAUCGGACGAAGAAGUGCAAGACUUCUUCGAAAACUACAAAAUCCACGACGAACUCUUCGAAGUGGACGUAACGAGCGUCGUCAAAUACCUGAGCGAGUUUUUGUCGGGCACCAGAGACGAGGAGAGGCUUCGUGAAGCAUUCGAAGUUUUCGACCACGAGAAAACAGGCUUCGUCCUCGCUUCCGAGAUGAAGUACAUGCUAAUGAACUUCGAGGACACGCUUACGGAACAGGAAGUAACGGAACUGUACAGGGAAGUUCGCAUAAACGACGACGGCGAGAUUUUCUACGAGGAAUUUGUCGAGGUUAUGAAGCCUGAGGACCCGGAUACUCAGCUCAUUGUCGAGGAGUAUACUGACACUGAGUCGUCUUCUGAAAAUGCUUCGGAAUGUUGUAUUGAAAACAGAGAAUGCUAA
Molecule: messenger RNA, 559 nt
Organism: Brassicogethes aeneus
Lineage: Eukaryota; Metazoa; Arthropoda; Insecta; Coleoptera; Nitidulidae
Source: the annotation of a GenBank genome assembly